Molecule: messenger RNA, 1098 nt
Organism: Fusarium verticillioides 7600
Lineage: Eukaryota; Fungi; Ascomycota; Sordariomycetes; Hypocreales; Nectriaceae
Exons: 4
Coding region: 1-1098 (365 amino acids)
Molecular function (GO): oxidoreductase activity, acting on paired donors, with incorporation or reduction of molecular oxygen; iron ion binding; heme binding
Source: RefSeq, a predicted model, not a curated record
AUGCAAAUCGAGUAUACGCAUUUCGGAGGUCCAGCGGAAUAUGUGAUUCACGCUAUCAAGGCCAAUUUGACGGGGUCGCUUUACUGGACCCCCUUCAAAGUCCACGACAAAGUCCUCCGCCUAAUCGCCACCAACAACGCCCGCGUCUUCCAAGGCACAACCGCCUCCCUCGACGAAGAAUGGCUCGCCGCAUCCACCGGCUACGUCCUCGCCUGCUUCGACUGCAUCCGCGCCCUCAAACAAUGGCACCCGUACCUCCGCCCCCUCGUAUACCGCUUCAUCCCCGAGCGCGCAGCCAUAAAAGACCAAUGGGCCAAGGGGCGCAAGCGCGUAAUGGCUUCUAUGCGUGAGAGACAAGAAAAAGGUGGGAACUUGGAGGAUCCGCCUACGAUGUUGGAUCAUUUGAGUAACGGGAGGAAUGAGCAUAUUAGGGAUGAUGUUGAGCUGCAGUUAUUGCAUCAGAUGACACUGAUUGCUGUUGGGACUGUAACUACGUUUUCGUCAACGACGCAGGCGAUUUAUGAUCUUGUGGCGCAUCCGGAGUAUAUACCUAUUUUGCGGGAGGAGGUUGAGAGUGUGCCUAGGGAUGAGAAUGGGAAUUUUACGAAGGAGUCGACGGUGGCUAUGGAUAAGCUUGACAGCUUUCUCAAAGAGAGUCAGCGCUUUAAUUCGCCCGAUCUUACAACCUUCCAACGCGCAGCCAUCGCAGACAUGACCCUCCCAGACGGCACAUUCGUUCCCAAAGGCACCAAGCUCGAAAUCAACACUUGCUCAAUCCACAAGGACCACGAGUUAUAUGAAAAUCCUGAGGAGUUUAAUGGUCUGCGCUUUCAUGAAUGGCGCAAAGAACCUGGCAAGGAAAAGAAGUACAUGUACUCCAGCAGCGGGACGGAUGAUCUGUCGUGGGGCUUCGGACGACAUGCGUGCCCGGGGAGAUAUCUUAGCGCCAUCAACAUCAAGCUCAUCAUGGCCGAGCUGUUGAUAAACUAUGAUAUCAAACUGCCUGAUGGUGUGAGUCGACCUGAGAAUAUCGAGUUUGAAGUAUUGUGCUCCCCUGAACCGGAUUUCGAGAUCCUUUUCAAGGAUAGGAAUCAUUAG